UCAAACAAAGAAGAUAAUACGCAUAGUCACAACAAAGUAAUUAAUUAGAUCACUCCAUUAACAAGCAAGUAUUCACUUGUUAUCGUAUUAUUUUAUAUUCUUGUUUACUGUCGUCAUCAUGUUCAAUUUUGAGAUUAAAUCACGAUAUAAAAGACGACGAUCUCCAUUUAGUCGUAUUAGUCAAAGAAAUAAUUUCGAGGAGUUAACUUUGAAUUGUGAACAAGAAGAAAAUUUUUCAUCAUGCCAAAAAAAAACGAUAAUCGCAGAAGCCGCAGCGCCACUCGCAGCACGAGCCGCAGUUCCAGCGAUAGUAGUUCUUCACGGUCAAGUCAUCGCAGUUCGUCGGGCAGCAGCGAUGAGGGUAAAGGCCUAGGAGCAAGAAAGCAAUUUGGUCGGACGACUCGGAAUCGGACCGAUCCCCGAGAAGAGACGCCAAGAACAAGACGACCCACAAGGGCAGAAAGAAAGCCGAGAAGAAACAUAAGGAUAGCGACCGUAAGAUUUAUCAUUUUAUUUUACUCAUUUAUUUUAUUUUUUAAUUUGUAAAUUUACAUUACGUUUACGCUCUUAUGUACAGGUAGACGAGAAGAAGCUAAGGAUGCGGAAAAGAAGCCCAUGAAAAAGUCUAACGAAGGACCUAGGCAGGGAUCGGGAUCUGGAACUAAGCGAAAAGCUGGCGACGACGAUAAGAAGCCUGCGAAGAGGAUCGUGAAGGACCAAGUCAAGUCGGCCGUGAAGGACGCUAAGCGGAAGACAUCCAAGAAGGAUCCCCAGCCUCACUUCAGCGGCGGAGGAGCAGGUGAACAGCCAGUUGACGGACUUAUCUUUGUUCGUCGUCAUAGACGGGCAAUGUUUCCGAGGAAGGCUACGCCUGGAUCAGCAGCAUAUGACCUAUUUUCUCAAAACUCUGGCGAAAUCAGUGCGAAACUUCGCUUACAAAGCGGCGUCACGCCUCGGGCAGCUUGCAGUAAUCCCAAUUACCACGGACCAGUGCGAUACGUUGAAGGAACUAAGAAAGACGAAGAACACGGCGUUCAAAGAAGUGAGUUCUUAUCCCGCGAGCCGCGCGGUGAUAAGGGAUUCGGUUCGACUGGACAAUAA
This is a messenger RNA of Folsomia candida, 1101 nucleotides long. RefSeq lists its product as uncharacterized. The transcript is spliced from 5 exons. The record is from RefSeq and is a predicted model, not a curated record. Bases 616 to 1101 code for a protein of 161 amino acids. Lineage: Eukaryota; Metazoa; Arthropoda; Collembola; Entomobryomorpha; Isotomidae.